Messenger RNA from Rana temporaria (common frog), 3794 nucleotides. RefSeq names its product ubiquitin specific peptidase 4 (gene USP4). The transcript has 22 exons. Lineage: Eukaryota; Metazoa; Chordata; Amphibia; Anura; Ranidae. Gene Ontology annotation, biological process: protein deubiquitination. Gene Ontology annotation, molecular function: cysteine-type deubiquitinase activity. The record is from RefSeq and is a predicted model, not a curated record. Bases 75 to 3023 code for a protein of 982 amino acids.
CGCGCACGUAACGCGGCGACGGCCCCGGGCGGUAGUGAGACGUGCGCGCUCCCGAAGCUGGUAGCUGAGCAGCUAUGGCGGAGGGGGGAGGAGAGCUGGUGUCGGUACCGGAACCGGAGAGUCAGAAGAACGAGCUCGGGGAGCUGCUGAAGACUCCGCUGAGGAAGGGAGACGAGUGGUAUCUGGUGGACAGCCGAUGGUUUAAGCAAUGGAAGAAGUAUGUCGGCUACGACUCGUGGGACAUGUACAAUGUCGGGGAGAACAGUCAGUACCCGGGCCCUGUGGAUAAUUCUGGAUUGUUUUCAGAUCCCGAAACUCAGGUAUUAAAGGAACAUCUCAUCGAUGAGCUGGAUUAUAUGCUGCUCCCGAUGGAAGCCUGGAACAAGCUGUUAAACUGGUAUGGGAGCGUCCAGGGACAGCAGCCCAUCGUGCGGAAGGUGGUGGAGCACGGCAUGUUUGUGAAGCAUUGCAAGGUGGAAGUCUAUCUGAUCGAAUUAAAGCUGAGCGAGAACUCCGACCCUGAGAAAAUGGUCAGCCGGCACUUCAGCAAGGCCGAUACCAUAGAAUUUAUAGAGAAAGAGGUGAGGCGCAUCUUUAAUAUUCCUCCUGAGAAAGAGACUCGGCUGUGGAACCGAUAUAUGACGAACACCUAUGAGCAGCUCACCAAACCGGACAACACCGUGCAGGACGCUGGGCUCUACCAGGGGCAGGUGCUGGUCGUAGAACAGAAGAACGCAGAUGGCACGUGGCCUAGACAGGCUCAAUCAAAGUCGAGCACAGCGACGAGUAGAUCCUUCACUACUCCCACCAAAUCGCCAACAAGCAGCUACAUGUCUACUACUGCUUCUUCGUCAUCAUCCUCAUCAUCACCACCAUCCUCAUCCUCCACCAUCACCAAUGGAGACGGCGGCGGUGGCGGCAGCAGCAGCUAUGGCGGGAACAGCAUGGGGAAAGGGGGAUACGGGUCGUCGUCAUCCUACAUGUCGUCGUACAACUACAGGGAGCCUUCCAGCAAGCCUGGCCUGUGUGGGCUCAGUAAUCUUGGCAAUACGUGUUUCAUGAACUCUGCUCUUCAGUGCCUGAGUAACACGCCGCCUCUAACAGAAUACUUUCUGACUGAUGACUACAAGGAGGAAAUCAAUAAGGAGAAUCCACUGGGAAUGAAGGGAGAGAUUGCCAUGGCGUACGCCGAGCUCAUCCGACAGAUCUGGUCCGGAGAACAUUCUUAUGUGGCUCCUCGAAUGUUUAAGACGCAGGUUGGUCGAUUUGCCCCGCAGUUCUCGGGGUACCAGCAGCAGGACUCCCAGGAACUGCUUGCUUUCCUCCUGGACGGCCUCCAUGAAGAUCUAAACCGAGUGAAGAAGAAGCCGUACCUGGAGCUGAAGGACGCAGACGGGCGGCCGGACUCUGUUGUAGCCAAAGAAGCGUGGGACAAUCACCUGCGGAGGAACAACUCUAUCAUCGUAGACAUUUUCCACGGCCUUUUCAAAUCUACGCUGGUGUGCCCGGAAUGCGCCAAAGUCUCGGUGACCUUUGACCCUUUCUGCUAUCUCACCCUCCCUCUCCCUAUGAGGAAAGAUCGAACCAUGGAGGUUUUCCUGGUCCGCGGUGACCCGCAGUGCAAACCCACCCAGUACCGAUUGGUUGUGCCUAAAAUGGGGACAGUCUCUGACCUGUGUGCAGCUCUGUCUAAACUCUCAGACGUUCCUGCAGAAAAUAUGGUGGUGACAGACGUCUACAAUCACCGUUUUCACAAGAUCUUCCAGAUGGAUGAAAUGCUGAGCCACAUCAUGGAGCGAGAUGAUCUUUUUGUGUACGAGGUUAAAUCUUCUCGGAGUGACGACUCGGAAUGGAUCACACUGCCUCUCUGCUUCCGUGAAAGACGUUACCGCCAGAGCACCUCCGCUGGAACCAUCCUGUUUGGGCAGCCCUUGUUGGUCUCUGUGCCCCGCCAGAACCUGACUGCAAAAUUGCUGUAUAAUCUCAUCCUGGAGAGGAUCCAGCGUUAUAUAAAAUCUCCUCUGCCGGAAGAGUUCAUCUGUCUGACCAGUGAGACCUCCACCUGCAACGGCUCCAAUGGAAUCUAUGAAGAUGAUGACAUGGAACACCAGGAAGAGUCUGAGGAGAAGGACGAGUCCCCGGUGGAAUCCAAUGGUCAAUCGGAUGACAGCGUAGGGGAGGAGAGCUCGGGAGAGCAAUGCAGUCCCUGUAAUAAGAUAGCGAAAAAAACGCAGGAAUGUCCCCGGAGGCUUUUCAACUUCAGUCUGGUCAAUUCUUACGCCACCUCUGAAGUGGGCUCCAUGCCGGCGGAGGGUUCCGCUCUGAAACUCAGCUCAUAUUCCACUGUGGCAUUAGACUGGGACAUGGAAGUGAAGAAAUUGUACUAUGAUGACCAGGAGGCCGAGGCCUUCGUAAAACACGAGUCCAUGCUCCAGCUGCAGAAGAAGAAGGUGACGGUGGCCCUCACAGAUUGUAUCCAACUCUUCACCAAGACGGAGACUCUCGGUGAACAUGACCCCUGGUAUUGUCCACAGUGCCGGAAACAUCAGAGGGCCACCAAGAAAUUUGACUUGUGGGCUUUGCCAAAAAUUCUUGUGGUGCACUUAAAACGUUUCUCCUACAACCGUUACUGGAGGGACAAGCUGGAUGCCGUGGUUGAGUUCCCCAUCAGGAAUCUGAUCAUGUCGGACUUUGUCUGCGACCCGACGGCUGACCCCUAUAUUUAUGACCUGGUAGCAGUUUCCAACCACUAUGGCGGCAUGGGGGGAGGACAUUAUACGGCGUAUGCAAAGAACCAGGAUACGGGUCAGUGGUAUUACUUCGAUGACAGCAGUGUGUCUCCGGCCUCUGAAGAUCAGAUUGUGACAAAAGCGGCCUACGUACUGUUCUACCAGCGGCAGGACGGUGCCAGCGUCAAAGCGCCCUCGCCUUUGCCCGCGGCGUCCCUGGGUUCUCCCCCAGCCGACGAAGCUUUAGGGGAGGAGGAGACACAGCAAGACAAUGACUGUAUGGACACCAACUAGAGAACUUUCUGUAGCGCCCCCCCUCCGUUGUCUGGAGUAAUGCAGUGCGUCCGCCCUGAGAUGUACAUACUACCCCCUGAUUACCGUUCCUGGAUCGUCCAACCGGCAUUGAGGGGGGGGGGGAGGGGGCUACUGCUGCCGACAGACAGUACAGAACGGGAGGCCCCUCCCCUGAGGAGGAGGAGGCGGGACUCUAGAGCGGGAGAUGGUCAUGUAUCUGGUUUGGUGCCUGUGUUUAUGCUCAGCAGAGGAAUAUUUCUUUAAUCCUGGCUUUAAUUCUUUAUUUUUUUUUUCCUCCCUCCAUGUUUUUGAUUUGAACACGACGAUGAAUUGAAACACCAGCAGACUAUGAAAAGUUUAUAUUUUUUAAUACAAAGUACUGUAGCGCUCGCUAGAAACAAUGAUCUCGGCUCUUCUUCGGAAACGGCCGCCCGGGAGGGGGAGGGGGAAAAAAACGAUCACUUUUCUGACGCUGCCGAGUUUGAAGUGUGAAUGGCCGAUGCCACGAGAUUGCAAAAGACCGUUAAAUAGCAAAUUUAAAAACUAAAAAAAAAAAAUUAUAUAUAUAUAAAAAAAAAAAAUGCAUCCGCUUAGGAAGCCGGCUUUCUUUUUUUUUUUUGUUCCCGUUUUUUUGGGGGUGGGGCCUAUUUAUUGAUCAGAACAGUAUUUAAAGGCACACGCACAGUGACUUAGACGCAAAGGAAUUGGGUGUGGUAUCUACAGGCGGAAUGGGGGAGCUGAUGGUUCAUUAAACAUGAUCAAAGCCUCCUG